Molecule: messenger RNA, 3492 nt
Organism: Chaetomium strumarium
Lineage: Eukaryota; Fungi; Ascomycota; Sordariomycetes; Sordariales; Chaetomiaceae
Product: Spc98 family-domain-containing protein
Exons: 1
Coding region: 90-2999 (969 amino acids)
Biological process (GO): spindle assembly; cytoplasmic microtubule organization; meiotic cell cycle
Cellular component (GO): spindle pole; equatorial microtubule organizing center; centrosome
Molecular function (GO): gamma-tubulin binding; microtubule minus-end binding
Source: RefSeq, a predicted model, not a curated record
UGUGUGCUUCCAUACGCGAUCCAUCAAUUGCAGCUCCAACAACCGGACAGCAGCUCAAUGGGCGCUGCUGAUCUUGUGACACACUCUUCAUGGCUAUGACGGACCUAGAUGAGGAUCAAUCGGAUCUCUUCGCCAUCCCCGAUUUUUGGCGGUCGUCAAGCUGGCUGGACCAAAAAGUCAAAGGAGACAACCCCCUGUUUACCUUCAGCUUACAAGACGCCGCCUGCCUGGACGGAUCUCAGAGUCUCGUCACACCCACGGAGGUAGCAGUGCGUAAGAGUGUCGAUGACAAUGGCGACGUGUUUUUCAAGCUGCCCUCUUUGCUGAGGGAGCUAGCCGAGCCGGAAGGGAAGCUACACACGCCAAGUAGCAAGGCCCCGUCGCAGCACGUCGAAGCUGAACGUGAGCCUGAGACUUCAGACACACUGUCUGCAGACGACGAAGACCUUUGGCUCUCUCCUAUCAAGAACGCUAGGCUAUCAUCUAGGUAUCGGACCUGGGAGGACUUCGAGCAAGAAGAUCCAGGGCUAUGCCCGCCACUGUUUUUCACUGAGGCCGGGCCUGCUGCAUUCGAUGCCCUCUUAGCAUCUAACCAAGCCCGCGACAACGCAGCCCCCGAUAUUCUUGAAGCUAGGGUUUAUUGCGCAUGCUUGCUUUCUCUCGCCCUGGGACGGAGCUCCAUCCUCUUUUCGUGGAAUCCCGAGCGGGAAUUGUUCAUCAAGACAGCGCCUGCCCUCAGGGUCUCCGGGUUGUCUUUGGAUUCUAUUAAAGCUAUCGAUAGGCUUUGCCUCGACUGCGGGAAUUCGGCCAGGCAUCUCCAGGCAUACGCUGAUGCGGCAUACUCUGUGGCGGCGAGUCCCACGAGGGUCGCUCUCGCAGGAGUCGUCGACCGGCUCGUGACAGUCGUCCAAUCCGAGCUCAACAACCACAGCCGCGACGUGAGGUCGAUCCUCCAGCUGCAAUCCAUCGUCCAGCCGGCUUUCUCAGUGCUGUGCUACUUCAGAAGCCUCGUUAAGAAGCUCUCCCAACAAGAGUCCGAUGAAGGGAUCCUAUCAUGUCUGUUUCAGGAAGCCCGAGCUUCAGAGUAUCAGGAUGAGCUCCUGAGAGAGGUUACACGAGAAGUGCUGCGAGUUCUAUCCAAGCCGUGGACCGAUUUCGUCGAAGAAUGGAUCGGCCUUAAAGCCGAAGAGGGCGUCCCCGUGACAAAGACCGGGCCUGGCAAAGGCUUCGUCAAGGUCGCGGACAAGAUGUGGGUUGAUGAUCAAGGGUUCGAGCUUGAGGAGGCCGACUACUUUCUCGAUGAGGACAAAUUGCCAAUCUUUAUCCCGGAAGAAAUGGGCCAGAAGGUGUUUGAGACCGGUCGGAAUCUCCGGUUCCUGCGCGAGUAUCACCCAGAGCACCCGCUCUCUAGGCCAGAGGUAGUGUCCCUGGCCAUGCCGCCGAAACUGGAAUGGGAAUUUGUCUGGGCUAGCAUAUCGAAGCUCGAGGCUAGGGUGAACGAAUAUCGGAACGCAGUGUCGCGUGCGAUUCAAGGCCUGCGUCCCAAACCACAUCGAGGCAAGUCCGUAUCGCCAGGCGCCAACAAGCGGAAAUAUAGCGAUAUGGAGCUCGAGUACUUUGGGAAACCCGAGGCCCAGAUGGAAGCAAACAUCAUCGCUUCGAUACACUACCUCGACCAACCCCCCGAAAACCGUGGGCCGCAGAAUGAGCUCGCUCGGCUUCUCGAGGAUAGGCUCUACCGCACCACAGACAAACCAUUGGAGUCUGGCAAGCUCUCCCCUCACUGGGCGUUAGUUCCCUUACUGUCUUUUGGCCCUGUCAUCGAAGCCCAGUCCAAUCUAGUAAAUCAGGAAUGCAUGAAGCUACUAUUUCGCUCCCACGACCUUCGAACCCAUAUCGACCUGCUCAAACAAUACUUCUUGCUAGGGAAUGGUUUGCUCUGCAGCCGUCUUUCACAUGCUCUGUUUGACCCGAACCUUAGCACCGCCGAACGCCGAGCCGGCGUCGCCCUGGGCGGCGGCAUGAUGGGUCUCCGGCUCGGAGGCAGACAGACGUGGCCACCCGCCAGCUCAGAGCUCCGCCUUGCCCUGAUGGGUGUGCUAUCCGAGUGCUACGAAGCCCCUUACGCAGCAGCCGCGGGCCAAACCGCCCCAUUACGCGGCACUAAAUCCGACCUCCCGGGAGACCUCAGCUUCACCGUGCGCGAGCUUUCCCAGGAGGAGAUUGACCGCUGCAUGGACCCGGACUCGCUCGAGGCGCUCGACUUCCUCCGCCUCUCAUACAAACCACCUGCGCCGCUCCGGCCCGUCAUGGCCCCUACCGUCCUCCUGAAGUACGACCGCGUCUUCAAGUUGCUCUUGCGCGUCCUGAGAAUGCUCUACGUCGCCAACGAACUCUUCGCCACCGCAAGCAAGAUGGCAGAAGAAAGCAACGCGUCCCUCCGCUUCCGCAUCGAGGCCCGCCACUUCAUCCGGCAGGUCGCGUCGUACUUCUUCGACGUGGGCAUCACCGCGCCCUGGCGGCGGUUCGAGGCCUGGCUGGACAGGGUCGAGGCCGAGUCCGCUGCUGAUGAGCCCAGCGAGCUUGUCGCUGGGACGAGGGGUAGUGCUAAUGCAAAUAAAAAGGCAUGCAGCCCCGACUCACUACGCGAGAAGCAGGAGCAGGUCCUGGACGAGAUCAUGAGUGUAUUGCUCCUGCGGAAGCGGCAGGCGCCGGUGCUGCGCCUGUUGGAGGAGACGUUUGCGGUCGUCUUGCGGUUUGCGAAGGGGUUGGGCCGGAAGCGCCGUGCGGAAGGCGGCAGUGCGGAGACGCCGGAGGAGUUGUAUCGGUUGUUCAGGAAGAAGGUCGAGGUUUUUGUUACUGUUUGUAGGGGACUCGGGGAGAAGAUGGGCACCGGUACCACCAAUUCGGGGGUAGGAGGGGGAGGAGGGAAUUCGGCCGAGCACCUGUUGGUUAAGUUGGAUAUGUCGGGCUAUUACGGGAAGAGGAGUGGUAUGUGAUUCUAUGAGGCGAUGGCGCCGUAAAGAGAUAGAGUCAUACCUAUGCGGGAUACCCCGGGAGAUUGAGUUAUUCUACGUCGCGUGAUGUUACCUUGGAGUAUUGGAUGGGGUUUUCUAUCGAGGUGGCAGAAGUAUACGUGUCUGGAAGUCUGUAUGAAGAUCAAUAAUCUCAGAGGGUGAGCUUGCAUGUUAAAGCUCUGCGUCCGGCAAAGAGGAGCGGACGAAGGAAACCAGAGCGGUACAGAACGAUAAGCAGCGAGGUGAGGGUGAGACUCUGGCUUGGGGAUAUCUUGAACCGUUUCAACGAGACAACCCGGAUAGUGUUGGUUGGAUACGGUCAUUGCCUGUCUAGACAACUGAGCUGCCCCAGCAUAGGUCUAUCAACAGUGUAGCCUCGAAACCUGGCGUGGUUAUCGGCCCUGGACUUAUCUGUUAGACUUGAAGAGGACUACUACACCCCUCAAUCCACCCAAUCGACCAGAUUGGACAGAGG